Coccomyxa subellipsoidea C-169 is the source of this 903-nucleotide messenger RNA. Its product is annotated as 4-diphosphocytidyl-2-C-methyl-D-erythritol kinase. Gene Ontology annotation, biological process: terpenoid biosynthetic process. The transcript is spliced from 7 exons. Gene Ontology annotation, molecular function: 4-(cytidine 5'-diphospho)-2-C-methyl-D-erythritol kinase activity; ATP binding. The record is from RefSeq and is a predicted model, not a curated record. Bases 1 to 903 code for a protein of 300 amino acids. NCBI's taxonomy places the organism in Eukaryota, Viridiplantae, Chlorophyta, Trebouxiophyceae, Coccomyxaceae.
AUGGCACCGCUGUUGCCAUCGAUCAACCUUUUCCUUCGCGUUGUCCGCCGAAGAGAAGAUGGAUACCACGACCUUGCUUCUCUAUUCCAUGUGAUAGAUUUGGGAGACAGCAUGGAUUUUACGCCAGUUUCAGGCUCAGGAAGCGACCAGCUGACCUGCAAUGUGGCUGACAUUCCCACAGAUGGCUCGAACCUGGUGAUCAAGGCCCUGAAGCUCUUCAGGGAGAGGACAGGCAGCCAACAGCGGUUCAAGGUCCACCUGGACAAGAAGGUUCCUCACGGUGCGGGCUUGGGGGGUGGCAGCGCGAAUGCAGCAACCACUCUCUGGGCGGCAAAUGAGCUCUGUGGGCGGCCGGCCACCAAUGAGCAGCUGCUGGACUGGUCGGGCGCCAUCGGAUCGGACAUCUCUGUCUUCUUCUCUCGUGGCGCCGCUUAUUGCACCGGCAGGGGAGAAAUUGUGGAGGAUGUGGAUCCUCCCCUGCCCCUCACCACGCCGCUGCUGCUAGUGAAGCCUCCAGUGGGGCUGUCCACACCAGAGGUGUUCAGAUCUCUGGAUCUGGCCAGGAGGAGCACAGCAGACCCCCUGGAGUUGCUCAGGGGUCUGGCAGCCAGGGGCGCGAUAGAUCCAGAGCUGUGCGUGAACGAUCUGGAGCAGCCAGCAUUCGAUGUGCUGCCAUCCCUCGCACAGCUGAAGCAGCGGCUGAUCGCCGAUAGCGACGGGCGCUUCUCUGCUGUCUUCAUGACAGGUAGCGGGAGCACCAUUGUGUGCGCGGGAUCAGAUGAGGCACCAGCAUUCCUGGGUGAAUCGGACUGUGCAAAUCUGUUCGUGACUCCUGCCCGCCUCAUUGCCAGGGAGGCUGGAGCGUGGUAUGAGCCCAGCAAGGCCCUGACAGCUGUUGCAUGA